Molecule: messenger RNA, 1083 nt
Organism: Vicia villosa (hairy vetch)
Lineage: Eukaryota; Viridiplantae; Streptophyta; Magnoliopsida; Fabales; Fabaceae
Product: exosome complex component RRP41-like
Exons: 7
Coding region: 68-838 (256 amino acids)
Biological process (GO): poly(A)-dependent snoRNA 3'-end processing; U4 snRNA 3'-end processing; rRNA catabolic process
Cellular component (GO): cytoplasmic exosome (RNase complex); nucleolus; nuclear exosome (RNase complex)
Source: RefSeq, a predicted model, not a curated record
AAAAAAACAAUCAAAGAAACCUGAAAAGAACAAGUGAAGCAACAGAGACUGGACACCGCCUUCGUAAAUGGCCGGUAAAAGCGGAACUCCGGCGACCUACUCACCGUCCCCAACCACCGAUAAAAACAAAUCAACACUUUUCAAGCAAGAUUGGACCCGACCCGACGGCCGUGGUUUCCACCAGUGUAGACCCGCAUUUUUCAGGACUGGUGCUGUGAAUGCUGCAUCAGGAUCUGCGUAUGCCGAAUUCGGAAACACCAAAGUCAUUGUUUCUGUAUUUGGGCCGAGAGAGAGCAAGAAAGCGAUGUUGUACAGUGAUUCGGGGCGUUUGAAUUGUAAUGUUAGCUAUACAACAUUUUCAACGCCGGUUCGUGGACAGGGUUCAGAUCACAAAGAAUAUAGUUCUAUGCUUCAUAAAGCUUUGGAGGGUGCCAUAAUAUUGGAGAGUUUCCCCAAGACUACUGUGGAUGUUUUUGCAUUGGUGCUGGAAUCUAGUGGAAGUGAUCUUCCAGUUGUCAUAUCAGUUGCUAGUCUUGCCUUGGCUGAUGCUGGAAUACUGAUGUAUGACCUUGUAGCCGCAGUUUCUGUGUCAUGUAUCGGUAAGAGCCUUGUCAUUGAUCCUAUUUCGGAGGAGGAAAACUGCCAAGACGGAAGCUUAAUGAUUACUUGCAUGCCUUCUCGCUAUGAAAUCACCCAACUGACAGUUACUGGAGAAUGGUCCACCCCAAAGAUUAAUGAGGGGAUGCAGCUGUGUUUGGAUGCUUGUGCAAAGCUUGCUAAGAUUAUGAGGUCAUGUUUGAAAGAAUCCGCUUCUGAUGCACUGGAUGAAAGCUCUUAACAACUCACAGAUCACAAGAUGUGCUUUUAAAUUGCUUAGUUUUUUCUCUUCUACCUCAAAAUUGGGAGAGUUUUUUGUUGGGAGGUAGGUAGGAAAGAGGCCUUUUAUGUCCUACAAAUUUUGGCUUGAGUUUGUCAAAGAUAAUGUGAAAAUUAAUUAUUCCUUACAUGACAUUUGGUUAAGCAAAAGGUUUAGGCUAUACUUACAUCUCUAUAAACAUGAAUUUUGCAUUUGCUUCGUUAAUA